CUCCACUUUACUCACUUUUUGCUGACUCAUCUUACUUUUUCCUCAUUUUCUACUCCUGAAAUCCUCUCUCUGUUUUGUUAUACGAAAAUUUCAAAACAAGUGCAAGUUUAUCAAAGUGAAUGCAGUGCUCCUCCUGAAGCAGAAUCUGCGGCGGAAUGAAGUUUCCCAAUCACGUAAUGUAAUUUGUUGACAGGUAUUUUCAGUUUUCUCGGAGAUAUGUAGUACAGUUCGUGGGGAUGUUGUGAUUUUGGAGAAUGCACCUAUGUGUGCGAUAUUUCAGUUUUUGCGCUUGAUUGACUCGAGAUUCUUGUAAUGGAAUCCUGUGACUGUGUCGAGACUCAGUGGCCAGCUGAUGAACUCCUGGUGAAAUAUCAGUAUAUAUCAGAUUUUCUUAUUGCGAUUGCAUACUUCUCCAUUCCAUUGGAGCUUAUUUACUUCGUUCAGAGGUCUUCUUUCUUCCCGUAUAGAUGGGUGCUAAUACAGUUUGGUGCUUUUAUUAUUCUUUGUGGAGCAACCCACCUGAUUAAUUUGUGGACAUUCUCUCUACAUUCAAAAACUGUUGCAAUGGUAAUGACCAUAGCUAAAAUGUCUACAGCUGCUGUCUCAUGUGUGACAGCUUUAAUGCUUGUUCAUAUCAUUCCUGAUUUGCUUAGUGUGAAAACACGGGAAUCAUUUCUGAGAAGUAAGGCUGAAGAAUUAGAUAGAGAAAUGGGACUCAUCAUAAAACAAGAAGAAACUAGCAGGCAUGUGCGCAUGCUGACUCAUGAGAUCAGAAGUACACUUGACAGACACACAAUCCUGAGAACUACUCUCGUCCAGCUGGGGAGAACCUUGGAGUUGGAAGAAUGUGCACUGUGGAUGCCAUCAAAUAGAGGUUUGAAUUUGCAACUAUCCCAUACUCUGAGCAACUUGAUACCUGUUGGAUCCACUGUUCCUAUCAAUCUUCCUAUAGUCAAUGAAGUCUUUAGUAGUGAUGAAGCAAUCCAUAUUCCACAUACAUGCCCCCUGGCAAAUAUUAGGCCUCCCGCUGGUAGAUAUGUUUCUCCUGAAGUUGUUGCUGUCCGUGUACCGCUCUUACACCUCUCAAAUUUCCACAUUAACAACUGGCCUGAACUGUCAGCAAAAAGCUAUGCUGUGAUGGUUCUGAUACUUAAUGGCAUAAGAAAAUGGCGUGACCAUGAGCUUGAACUUGUUGAAGUUGUUGUUGACCAGGUUGCAGUGGCUCUUUCUCAUGCUGCUAUUUUGGAAGAAUCCAUGCGGGCUCACGAUCAGCUUGUACAGCAAAAUGUAGCUCUUGAUCUAGCUCGACAAGAAGCAGAGAUGGCUAUCCGUGCUAGGAAUGACUUUUUAGCUGUCAUGAAUCAUGAGAUGAGAACACCAAUGCAAGCAAUUAUAUCUCUGAGUUCAGUGCUCUUAGAAACUGAGCUAACUCCAGAACAAAGGGUUAUGAUAGAAACCAUACUUAAAAGUAGCAAUGUCCUAGCAACACUCAUAAAUGAUGUGCUAGAUCUUUCCAAACUCGAAGACUGUAACCUCAAAGUGGACGCCAAAAUGUUUAAUCUUCAGGGAGCAUUUACAGAGGUUGUCAACUUGAUAAAGCCGAUCGCCUCCUUGAAGAAGUUGUCGAUGACUUUGGCAUUGGCUCUGGACGUACCUGUAUAUGCUACCGGUGAUGAAAAACGACUAAUGCAGGUCAUAUUGAUUAUUGUGGGUAAUGCUGUCAAGUUCACAAAGGAGGGUUUUGUUGAAGUUGAGGUUUCUGUUGCAAAGCCAGAGUAUAUUCGAUGCUGGAGACCUUCAGAAUUCUGUCCGCCAUCAACUGAUGGCCACUUUUACCUGCGAGUGCAGGUAAGGGAUUCAGGGUGUGGUAUCAAUACUAAUGAUAUUCCGCGUCUGUUCACCAAAUUUUUUGAGCCAAGGAGCUCGUCAAAUCGACGGAAGAGUGGUGCGGGUCUCGGGCUUCCCAUUUGCAAAAGGUUUGUCAAUCUCAUGGGAGGUGAAAUCUGGAUAGAAAGUGACGGCCUGGGUAAGGGUAGCACUGUUACAUUCAUAGUCAGACUUGGCAUAUGCAACAACCCAAAUGUUUUACCAGCGGCUGCUGUAGACGAAGCAAGUCAUCGACGAGAUGAUCUCUUUAAUGCAGACUUCAGCAGAAAUGACGACUUGGCGUCUCUGUCAGUUCCACGUUAUGUAACGACUCCUCAAUAGGUUAGCAUGCUUGGGCGUGCAGGUAACACGCAAGUAAGGGGCACAUAUCAACUCGCUAGUCACUAACAAAGGAAUAAACGUCAAAUGUGGCCACGUUGAUAUUUAAAAUUUAAUACGGACGGUUUAUUGCUUCAAGUUCAUAUAAAUGCUGGCUAUAUUUGCUUUUGUUAGAUUCUUUUAUGUUAAUAAACUCCUGAUAAGUAACUACUUUGCAUCUUCCAAACGGUACACGCCCCCAAUUACGUCAUAUGCAAGCAUUUUAUGGUAAAAAACGUAAAACCAAAUAUAAUAUAAGAUACCAUGAGUUCUAAAGAACAACACAUGGUAAAGGUGUCCCAUUGAUGGUAAAAGUUAAAGAGACAUGUAAAAAACCCUUUAGCCUACAUCAAUUGGUGAUUUAAGCUGAUUAAACAAUAUGCUUACGCCAUCAAUUAGCAUACACUAGUGUUGGAAAAUGUUUAAGUAGCAGUCGCAUCUGUGAUUCAAGGGAACAGCAACCACAAAAUUAAUAAGCAAAUAGUAAAAACAUCUUAUAAAAGGAUGGAAAUAUCCGAGGAAAAUUUUAGAGGCAUCAUGUAAAAACCAGCUUAUAAUUUAACAUACUAUAGUGAAAACAGAUGGGUGUAAUUUCAAUACUCCUUUCACUAAACAACAUAGUUAUGUGAUUACGACAA
Molecule: messenger RNA, 2882 nt
Organism: Sesamum indicum (sesame)
Lineage: Eukaryota; Viridiplantae; Streptophyta; Magnoliopsida; Lamiales; Pedaliaceae
Gene: ERS1
Product: ethylene response sensor 1
Biological process (GO): phosphorylation; signal transduction
Cellular component (GO): endoplasmic reticulum
Molecular function (GO): phosphorelay sensor kinase activity; ethylene binding; ethylene receptor activity
Source: RefSeq, a predicted model, not a curated record